This is a messenger RNA of Aureobasidium melanogenum CBS 110374, 729 nucleotides long. RefSeq lists its product as uncharacterized. Lineage: Eukaryota; Fungi; Ascomycota; Dothideomycetes; Dothideales; Saccotheciaceae. Bases 1 to 729 code for a protein of 242 amino acids. The transcript is spliced from 2 exons. The record is from RefSeq and is a predicted model, not a curated record.
AUGCCAUACACAUACAAGUCGAUCAUCCCAUACGACAGCCCCCUACUUGAUGUCAACAAGCCCCUCGACGUCCCUGUGUGCAUCCACUGCAAUGAGCCUCUUCUGGACUCGAGCCAGGUAAUAGUCGAGUGCGCCGACUCUUGUGGCCACCACAAGUCUCAGUGCGUCACCUGUCUCUUGAUGGAGAUUGAUGAUUGUUGCAUCGAGAUCUCUUCCGAAGUUGCUGGCACUGUCAGUGCUCUACUCGAAAGCAAAGUUUUCGAAAAGUCUGUCCCGGUGAUGGAGAUUGACUUCUCGAUUCGCGACUAUCUCGAGACUGCCUUAGGUUCUCGCAUCUGGUUGAAUUCCUACACAAACCACGCGAACCAGGUCACUGGCGCUGUUGCUACUAACAACAUUCCCGAGUAUCUCAAAGUUACUCUUGACGACCAGCGUCCCUGUGAUUCCACCUUCAAACCCACUGCCAUCGAAUCAAAUGUUGCCCCUGAGAACCACCACGAACACAACACCACCUCUUCUGAUGGUCACCUCUGUAUCCACUGCGACUCUGAGUGUCCGAAUCUAAACGACGACCUUCUCGAGUUGUAUCUCCACGAGCCUGAAGCGGCUACUGCCCACUUCUCCGCGCGGGAGGACCUCACUGUCGACCAACUUCCUGAUUAUGUUGACGAAGACGAACUCUCCACCCCCAACUCCGAGAUCGAGAUCAUCUGCAACGACCUUGGUUGA